Hippocampus comes (tiger tail seahorse) is the source of this 876-nucleotide messenger RNA. RefSeq names its product lipoprotein lipase-like. The record is from RefSeq and is a predicted model, not a curated record. The coding region runs from base 229 to 876 and encodes 215 amino acids. Lineage: Eukaryota; Metazoa; Chordata; Actinopteri; Syngnathiformes; Syngnathidae. The transcript has 4 exons. Gene Ontology annotation, biological process: lipid catabolic process; very-low-density lipoprotein particle remodeling. Gene Ontology annotation, molecular function: lipoprotein lipase activity; apolipoprotein binding.
GUUGCAAUAAUAUGGGAAAAGAAAACAUACGUUUUUUCACUGCUUGGAUACUUUUGGGGAAAAUCUUUGCCAUUUUUUGUUCGGACCCUGAACUCACCACCAACUCUGUGUUUGUGAACGGCAGCGUCCCCCCCCCCCCCGCCUGUCACCACCACCGAGUGGCUCACGGAUUACACAGACAUCGUGUCCAAAUUCUCCCUGCGCUCGGCCGACAUUCCAGAUGAUGACAUGUGCUACAUUGUGGCCGGGAGGCCCGACACCAUCCAGGAGUGCAAGUUCAAUGCGCAGACGCAGACAUUUGUCAUCAUCCAUGGCUGGACGGUAACAGGCAUGUUUGAGAGCUGGGUGCCCAAACUGGUGUCGGCUCUGUACGAGCGCGUACCCAACGCCAACGUGAUCGUGGUGGACUGGCUGACGCGCGCUAACCAGCACUACUCAACCUCCGCAGCCUACACCAAGUUGGCGGGCCGAGACGUGGCCAAAUUUGUUACCUGGAUACAAAAAGAACUGCAGCUUCCCUGGGACAAGAUCCACCUGCUGGGUUACAGUCUGGGGGCGCACGUGGCCGGGAUUGCGGGGUACCUCACCGACCACAAGAUCAGCAGGAUCACAGGUAAACCGAACAUGUCCAUUACUACUUAUUCAUGCGGAUAUAGCCGUUCAGGAGUUCAAUAUACUCAAUCGCACAAUGUAAGGUAUAAUGUUUCAUCAUUUACAUCUCUCAGGUGUUCUUCGAAAAAUAAUAAUAAAUAUAAAACAAAUAAUAAAACAACAAUAUUAUCGUCAGCCGCUAUGCAGAUUUUGAACAUUAACGCUGCACUUAAUGAUCUGAAAUUGUACCGAAAUAUAUUAAAACAAACCAGUUAUAAAAGAUGA